This is a messenger RNA of Lepus europaeus (European hare), 7031 nucleotides long. RefSeq names its product calcineurin binding protein 1 (gene CABIN1). The record is from RefSeq and is a predicted model, not a curated record. Lineage: Eukaryota; Metazoa; Chordata; Mammalia; Lagomorpha; Leporidae. The coding region runs from base 288 to 6851 and encodes 2187 amino acids. Gene Ontology annotation, cellular component: nucleus. The transcript is spliced from 37 exons. Gene Ontology annotation, molecular function: nucleosome binding; protein binding. Gene Ontology annotation, biological process: chromatin organization.
GCGAGACCGAGCCCCGCGAGAAGGCUGUGAGCGCCUCAGGCAGCCCCCGGGGCUGCAGCCGGGAAAACCGAGGCCGGGUGUCCUGGCUGCCCCGCGGGCCUCGUCCCGGCCGUGCUGAGGGGCGGCUCCGGCCCCGAGAGUGACCGCGGCGGGAGCCACAGUUGGUUCCGCCGCUGGCGUCCUCUCGCUCACCUUCACCGCAGCCCUGCGCGGAGAUCUGUGGACCAGCACAGCCUCUGCCAGGGAUGGGAAGUGAUGCUCUGCGGUAGUGCGCGAUCUUCCUGAACAUGAUUCGAAUAGCAGCCUUAAAUGCCAGCUCCACGGUUGAAGAUGACCAUGAAGGAAGCUUUAAAAGUCACAAAACCCAGACAAAGGAGGCGCAGGAAGCAGAGGCUUUUGCCUUAUACCAUAAGGCCCUGGAUCUGCAAAAACACGACCGCUUUGAGGAGUCUGCCAAAGCCUACCAUGAGCUCCUGGAGGCGCGCCUGCUGCGGGAGGCAGUUUCAUCGGGUGAUGAGAAGGAGGGCUUGAAGCAUCCUGGGCUGAUCCUGAAGUAUUCCACCUACAAGAACCUGGCCCAGCUGGCAGCCCAGAGAGAGGACCUGGAGACAGCCAUGGAGUUCUACCUGGAGGCAGUGAUGCUGGACUCCACGGACGUCAGCCUCUGGUAUAAAAUCGGACACGUGGCCCUGAGGCUCAUCCGGCUCCCCCUGGCACGCCAUGCUUUUGAGGAAGGGCUGCGGUGCAAUCCAGAUCAUUGGCCCUGCUUGGACAACCUCAUCACUGUCUUGUACACCCUCAGCGAUUACACAACCUGUCUGUACUUCAUCUGCAAAGCCCUGGAGAAGGACUGCCGCUACAGCAAGGGGCUGGUGCUCAAGGAGAAGAUCUUCGAGGAGCAGCCUUGUCUCCGCAGGGACUCCCUGCGAAUGUUUCUCAGAUGUGACAUGUCCAUCCAUGAUGUGUCUGUGAGUACGGCUGAGGCGCAGGCCAUCGUGGAUGAAGCCCUAGGGCUGCGGAAGAAGAGGCAGGCGCUGAUCGUGCGGGAGAAGGAGCCAGACCUGAAGCUGGUGCAGCCCAUCCCCUUCUUCACCUGGAAGUGCCUCGGAGAGAGCUUGCUGGCCAUGUACAACCACCUCACCACCUGUGAGCCCCUGCGGCCCAGCCUCGGCAAGAGGAUCGACCUGUCUGACUACCAGGACCCCAGCCAGCCGCUGGCAUCUUCCAUGGUGAUGACGCCCGUCAGUGUGAUCCAGCCCAGUCCCGUCAGUACCAACCCCACGGUGGCUGUGGCUGAGCCUGUGCUCUCCUACGCCUCCGUGGCCACAGCCAGCUUCCCACUGCACAGUCCUGGCCUGCUGGAGACAGGCACCCCUGUGGGUGAUGUCUCUGGGGGAGAUAAGUCCAAGAAAGGGGUAAAGCGGAAGAAAAUCACAGAAGAGAGUGGAGAGACAGCAAAGCGGAGGUCUGCGCGUGUCCGGAACACCAAGUGUAAAAAAGAAGAGAAAGUAGACUUCCAGGAGCUUCUGGUGAAGUUCUUGCCGUCCAGGUUAAGAAAGCUGGACCCCGAGGAGGAAGAUGAUCCCUUUAAUAACUACGAAGUCCAAUCGGAAGCCAAACUGGAGAGCUUCCCAAGCAUGGGGCCUCACAGGCUGUCAUUUGACUCUGCCACGUUUAUGGAAUCUGAGAAGCAAGACGUGCACGAGUUCCUGCUGGAGAACCUGACCAACGGGGGCAUCCUGGAGCUGAUGAUGCGCUACCUCAAGGGCAUGGGCCACAAGUUCCUGUUGAGGUGGCCGCCGGGCCUGGCGGAGGUGGUGCUCAGCGUCUACCACAGCUGGAGGAGGCACAGCACCAGUUUGCCCAACCCACUGCUGAGGGACUGCAGCAACAAGCACAUCAAGGACAUGAUGCUGAUGUCGCUCUCCUGCAUGGAGCUGCAGCUGGACCAGUGGCUGCUGACCAAAGGCAGAAGCUCUGCAGUGUCUCCUCGGAACUGCCCCGCUGGUGUGAUGAAUGGCAGAUUUGGGCCCGACUUCCCAGGAACCCACUGCCUGGGUGACCUCCUGCAGCUGUCAUUUGCCUCGUCUCAGCGCGACCUGUUUGAGGACGGCUGGCUGGAGUUUGUGGUCCGUGUUUACUGGCUGAAGGCUCGCUUUUUGGCACUGCAGGGAGACAUGGAGCAGGCCCUGGAGAACUAUGACAUCUGCACAGAGAUGCUGCAGAGUGCCACUGCCAUGCAGGCGGAGGCAGGUGCCGAGCAAAGGGACAUUGUCAUCCGGCUGCCCAACCUCCACAACGACUCCGUGGUUUCCCUGGAGGAGAUUGAUAAGAACCUGAAGUCGCUGGAGCGGUGCCAGUCCCUGGAGGAGAUUCAGCGGCUGUAUGAGGCAGGUGACUACAAGGCUGUCGUGCAUCUGCUGCGCCCUACGUUGUGCACCAGUGGGUUUGACCGAGCCAAGCACCUGGAGUUUAUGACUUCCAUUCCUGAGAGGCCAGCCCAGCUGCUGCUGCUGCAGGACUCCCUGCUCCGGCUCAAGGACCACCAGCAGUGUUUCGAGUGCUCUGACGUGGCUCUCAACGAGGCUGUGCAGCAGAUGAUGAACUCGAGUGAGACUGCAGCCAAGGAGGAGUGGGUGGCCACGGUGACCCAGCUGCUCCUGGGCAUCGAGCAGACACUCGCGGCCGACAGCAGCGGCAGCAUCCUGAGGGACUUGUCCUCUGCCACUGGCCUGGUGCGGCUCACCAACAACCUCAUCCAGGUCAUUGACUGCAGCAUGGCUGUGCAAGAGGAGCCCAAGGAGCCUCACGUCUCCUCGGUGCUGCCCUGGAUCAUCCUGCACCGAAUCAUCUGGCAGGAGGAAGACGCCUUCCGCUCCCUGUGUCACCAGCAGCAGCUUCAGAACCCGGCAGAGGAAGGGAUGUCGGAGACACCCAUGCUCCCAUCUUCCCUCAUGCUGCUCAACACGGCCCAUGAGUAUUUGGGAAGGAGGUCCUGGUGCUGCAACUCGGAUGGGGCUCUGCUGAGAUUCUACGUGCGAGUUCUCCAAAAGGAGCUUGCGGCGUCCACCUCUGAAGACACACACCCCUACAAGGAGGAGCUGGAGACGGCCCUGGAGCAAUGCUUCUACUGCCUGUACAGCUUCCCCAGCAAGAAGAGCAAGGCCAGGUACCUAGAGGAGCACUCGGCCCAGCAGGUGGAUCUUAUAUGGGAGGAUGCUCUGUUUAUGUUUGAGUAUUUUAAGCCCAAGACACUUCCUGAGUUUGACAGUUACAAGACCAGCACUGUGUCUGCUGACUUGGCCAACCUCUUGAAGAGAAUUGCCACCAUCGUGCCCCGCACGGAGAGGCCGGCGCUGAGCAUGGACGCAGUCUCCGCCUACAUUGAGGGCACCUCAUCUGAGGUACCCUGCCUCCCAGAAGGGGCUGACCCCUCCCCUCCAGUGGUGAAUGAGCUCUACUACCUGCUGGCUGACUAUCAUUUCAAAAACAAGGAGCAGUCCAAGGCCAUCAAGUUCUACAUGCACGACAUCUGCAUCUGCCCCAACAGGUUCGAUUCCUGGGCAGGCAUGGCCUUGGCUCGGGCCAGCCGCAUUCAGGACAAGCUGAACUCCAAUGAGCUGAAGAGCGACGGACCCAUCUGGAAGCACGCCACGCCUGUCCUGAACUGCUUCCGGCGGGCCCUGGAGAUCGAUAGCUCCAACCUGUCCCUGUGGAUUGAGUACGGCACCAUGUCCUACGCCUUGCACUCAUUUGCCUCUCGCCAGCUGAAGCAGUGGCGAGCCGAGCUGCCCCCUGAGCUCGUGCAGCAGAUGGAGGGCCGGCGUGACAGCAUGCUGGAGACUGCCAGGCACUGUUUCACGUCAGCGGCGCGCUGCGAGGGCGACGGCGACGAGGAGGAGUGGCUCAUCCACUACAUGCUGGGCAAGGUGGCCGAGAAGCAGCAGCAGCCACCCGCCGUGUACCUGCUGCACUACCGGCAGGCCAGCCACUACUUGCACGAGGAAGCAGCCCGCUACCCCAAGAAGAUCCACUACCACAACCCGCCGGAGCUGGCCAUGGAGGCCUUGGAGGUGUACUUCCGGCUGCACGCUUCCAUCCUGAAGCUCCUGGGGAAGCCUGACUCUGGGGUUGGUGCGGAGGUCCUGGUCACCUUUAUGAAGGAGGCUGCAGAAGGACCCUUUGCCAGGGGCGAGGAGAAGAACACCCCCAAAGCUUCGGAAAAGGAGAAGGCCUGCCUGGUGGACGAGGACUCCCACUCUUCAGCUGGGACACUGCCGGGCCCCGGAGCCUCCCUCCCCUCCUCCUCUGGCCCAGGUCUGACAUCCCCACCUUACACAGCCACUCCGAUUGACCACGAUUACGUCAAAUGUAAAAAACCCCACCAGCAGGCGACGCCGGACGACCGCAGCCAGGACAGCACAGCAGUGGCACUCUCGGACUCCAGCUCUACCCAGGACUUCUUUACUGAGCCUGCCAGCUCCCAGGAGGGCCCACGGAAGCCCUACACAGAGAAGAAGCUGCCCGCUGUCAGUGCCCAGCCAGUGCCGACCGGUAAAGACCUUCAGGGGGCCGCGGAGGAAAGAGCUGUAGGGAAAACCGAGGAGUCCUUGGAGAGCACAGAAGGCUUCCGGGCUGCAGAGCAAGGCAGCCAGAAAGCUGCUGGAGAGCCCCCAGCCUCUGCUGGCGUAUCCGUGAAGCCCCCGGUGUCUGUGCCCGCCCCAUGGGACGGGAAGAAGAGAGGAGACCCUCCCGGAGAGCCAGUGGCCUUCCCGCAGGGGCUGCCAGCCGGUGCCGAGGAGCAGCGCCAGUUCCUCACGGAGCAGUGCAUCGCCUCCUUCCGCCUGUGCCUGAGCCGCUUCCCCCAGCACUACAAGAGCCUCUACCGGCUGGCCUUCCUCUACACCCACAGCAAGACCCACCGGAACCUCCAGUGGGCCCGCGACGUGUUGCUAGGCAGCAGUAUCCCGUGGCAACAGCUGCAGCACAUGCCGGCACAGGGGCUCUUCUGUGAGAGGAACAAGACCAAUUUCUUCAACGGCAUCUGGCGGAUCCCCGUGGACGAGAUCGACCGGCCAGGCAGCUUCGCCUGGCACAUGAACCGCUCCAUCGUGCUGCUGCUCAAGGUGCUGGCCCAGCUCCGGGACCACAGCACCCUGCUGAAGGUGUCCUCCAUGCUGCAGCGGACCCCGGACCAGGGCAAGAAGUACCUGCGAGAUGCCGACCGCCAGGUCCUGGCGCAGCGCGCCUUCAUCCUCACGGUGAAAGUGCUGGAGGACACGCUGAGCGAGCUCGCGGAGGGGUCAGAGCGGCCAGGACCCAAGGGUGGCCUCCCCGGAGCCAGGAUGACCACCGACGUCUCGCACAAGGCCAGUCCCGAGGAAGGCCAGGAGGGCCUCCCCCACCCCAAGAAGCCCCCUCUGGCUGAUGGCUCGGGGGCAGGGCCCGAGACAGGGAGCAGAGUGGGGCCCCCCAGCCACCGGUCAGUGGCUCUGGACACUGGCGACACUACAGACCAGGGCGGGGAGCGGAAGGACAAGGAGAGCCCACGAGUGGGGCCCACCGAGCCUAUGGACACCGGCGAGGCCACCACUCGCCGCCCAGACGUGGAGCGGACGCCGUCCCUGCCGCCAGGCCGCCUUCCGAGGGACCGGGGCCCCGAGAGCCGGCCCACCGAGCUGUCCCUGGAGGAGCUGAGCAUCAGUGCCCGGCAGCAGCCUGCACCCCCGGCCCCGGCCCCACCUGCCCCCGCCCCCACCACUGCCACAGGGGCCCGGGGGGGCGGCCACGCUGACGAGCCACCCCCACGGCCCAGCCGCAAGAGGAAGCUCCUAGAGGACACGGAGUCGGGCAAGGCCCUGCUGCUGGACGCCUACCGCGUGUGGCAGCAGGGCCAGAAGGGCGUGGCCUAUGACCUGGGCCGCAUAGAGAGGAUCAUGUCGGAGACCUACAUGCUCAUCAAGCAGGUGGACGAGGAGGCUGCACUGGAACAGGCCGUGAAGUUCUGCCAGGUCCACCUUGGGGCCGCCGCCCAGAGACAGGCCUCAGGCGACACACCCACCACCCCAAAGCACCCCAAGGACAGCCGAGAGAACUUCUUCCCCGCGGCAGUGGCCCCCGCAGCCCCGGACCCCGUGCCAGCCGACGCCCUCCAGCGGCCGGGCGACACCCAGGCCAAGCCUCGCCCUGGGCUGGCCACCGCCACAGCCAUUGUCACCUGCCUGUCCUCGCCGUCAGCCUCCACCCCACACACGUCCAAGGACGCGGCACCCCCACGGCCGCACAGGCCUGAGGCCACGCCCAGCACGGCUGCUCUGGGCCCAGAGGGAGAGGAGCUGGCAGGAGUGGCCGAGGGCCCCGGCUUCCCUCCCCAGGAGCCGCGGCUCACCCGGCAGGUGGAGACAGCCCCGGCCGACCCAACCCGCUGGCCGGCGGAUACUGCCCCCCGGACAGGCACAGAGCCCACCUGCAGCCAGGCCUCCAGCUCCAAGGUCCCCAGCAGUAGUGGGAGCACCCAGCCACCCGAGGGCCACCCGAGCAAGGCAGAGCCCAGCCGGGCCAAGUCCCGCCUCCUGCCCAACAUGCCCAAGCUGGUCAUCCCAUCGGCCACCACCAAGUUCCCCCCGGAGAUCACCGUCACGCCGCCCACGCCCACCCUGCUGUCCCCCAAAGGCAGCAUCUCGGAGGAGACCAAGCAGAAGCUGAAGUCGGCCAUCCUGUCUGCCCAGUCGGCCGCCAAUGUGAGGAAGGAGAGCCUGUGCCAGCCGGCCCUGGAGGUCCUGGAGACGUCCAGCCAGGAGUCCUCCCUGGAGAGCGAGACAGACGACGAUGACGAGUGCAUGGACCUCUGAGGGCGGCCCCCUCCCCGCGGCACCUGGCUAGCAUGGGCUGGGCAUCCCUUUUCUAUGAAAUGUCAGUUGGCUUUGUAAAUCCCGCCCCCGCCCCGCCCAGGGCAGGCCAGGCUCCGCCCAUACCCACCCAUCCACCCUGACCUUUUUUUGUUUUUUUGUUUCUUUUCUAAUAAAGAUGAA